Messenger RNA from Porites lobata, 7068 nucleotides. NCBI's taxonomy places the organism in Eukaryota, Metazoa, Cnidaria, Anthozoa, Scleractinia, Poritidae. The record is from the annotation of a GenBank genome assembly.
UUUGUUUUCCAGCCUUCUUCGACGGAGAUCAAGCCAACUCCGAUGCCACCAAUGGGGUCCAUUGCUCAACGAUCACCAAAAUGUGCCCGUUGUCGAAACCAUGGUGUCAUCUCGAUCCUCAAAGGACACAAGAGAUUCUGCAAAUGGCGAGAUUGUGCUUGCUCAGAUUGCAAUCUCAUCGCAGAGAGACAGAGAGUCAUGGCGGCCCAAGUCGCGUUACGAAGACAACAAGAGAGCGACGAGGUUAGUGGUCACUUGACAUACAAUGCGGUUCCGUAUUGUUUUCCCCCGAACGUUCACAAAACCUCAGGAUCUACUCCUACCUCGCCCACCUCACCUUAUGAACAAGGCCAACUGGUAAGAACAACAAGCACGUCUUCCCGCUCAAGUUCACCUAACGAGGACACACAAAUAGGAAACGGUCUUGCGUCUCCGGCGAGCAGCGCAAAUGAAGGUAGGUUUCACCUCUCAGAUUUUAAACCUCUCCAUCUCUUUUACAAAAGUGGUGUUUUCGGACGAAAUGGUUCUUCCGUAGCGGAAUUAUUAGUAUUUGUAUCUUAGGUAGAUUCUCAAGAAGAAGAGAUUUGUCAGUCUGAAAAGUUUCCGCGGAUUUUACAGUUCACAAUAAUAUAUUUUUGAUAAUUUAGUGAAGGGCUCAUCUAGUAACUGGCUAUAUAGUAUGGCAUUCAUAAAAACGGUACCAACUGAAAGUAUCGCGAAAAAGCGACCAAAGUUAUAACUUGAUUUCAUGUCUCAAACUUAGACUCCUAGAGAGGAAUGUUUUGACGGCUUGAAUCAUCCAGAGCGUAUAAAAAUUUAAGACCACCUCGGGCUGAAAAAAAAAAAAAACAUAGACAGUAUAAAUAAGGGCUUAAAAUUUAUUCUAGUUCACACUUGGAUUUUGCCUCCAGGGUUUUUUCCAAUGCACUUGAAACGCACUUAAAAAGCCCGACUUACUACCCUACACCUAAUUAACAAAAGAGUUUGCUACCGCCGUGGUUGAACCGGAGACAAGGAAACAAGUACUGAAUGAAGAACUGCUCCAAUUUAUUGACCUCAGCUAGGAAAGACACAAUUUUUUCCCUUGUUUUGCAGUCGAAACCGCAACUGAUUGAUUGAGAAAACUUUUUUUUAUCAGUGUAUCAAAGUUACAUACAUGAUCAGUUUAUUUUUAAUUGAAUAAUUCGAUUCAGCCGCUAAUGGCAUCUGAAAUUCUUAGAAACUUGUUUCAACAAGCAAACGGUUUAGCUUUCACAUCCACGAAGGAUCAUCCACACAAGUCAAUGUCGAAUAUAAACCAUGAGUGUCAGCUUAGAAAAAAUGCCAGAAAUGGCUUCUGCGGUUUUAUGGUUCGCCUUUUCCGUGAUUCUCUCACCGGCGUACAUGAUAGAUCCACCCUUUAGCGGUUUCAUGAUUUAUUACUUUGUAACCUUUUAAGGCAACUUAUUUCAAUCUUCAUUAAUCAUCGACCUCGAAACCAACGUAAUCAUGUUUAUUAAAUGUGAGACACAAUCAGCUACAUAUUGGUGUAACAACUGAGAAAAAAACAGGGGAGCUAAUAACAUAGAGCUAUCUUGCAUAACAAUAGGCUCCGAGCCUCAAAAAUUCACCCUAAAUUAAUUUCAUGUUAGAAAUCACGUGACAACUCUGGCUAACCAACGGGCACCUCGAGCUGUGCAUGCGUGUAAAAGGUCUUCAUUCUCUCCGGUGUCGAAAAAAUGUACAACUGACGUGUUUGGCUUGAGUGUCAAUAAACUCUUCCUUGUAGAUCCUUUUUCGCAUUGCAGAAGUCACCUUAAAAAAAUCGUGAAAAAAAUCAUUAUUUUUGAAUUCUAUUGUAGCUCAGUUCAAUUACGGUAUACAUUGUUGGCCAAGAUAAGUAUGUCGUUUCAGAUCAUUUGUUUUCAAUGUCGAGCGUAAUCUCAAGAAUGCAUGUAAGUCAUAUAAUGAUUUUCUCAAAAUUUAACCUUAUGCCAUUUCUUAUGAACCGACUUGUUCUAACAAGUUUUCUUGUCUUUUAUGCAGGCUAUUUAAAAAUUAUUCCUCGAGCCCGAAUGGGCUAUUGACUUAGCGGCCAUGAGGGCGAGAGGAAUAAUUGUUUUAGUAAAAUCCAACUAGUUCGUCAAAAAUAUCGAGACAAAACAGCUUUAGCUAGCAAACGCGAUUCAGACGCCAUUGUUUUGGUGUCCAAAGCCGGCGCUUUUCGCUUCUAGUGGGUUAUAACAAGCCUAGUAGUAGCUCAACCAAUCAGAACGCAGCAUUGAUGGUAGACCACUAGUUAAAGUUUACUUACUUCAUUAUUGAUUGGUCCAUUUUAAAGGGGUUGUGAUACAGCCACGCGUCUUUCUCAGUUUUCGUCGUGCAACAUGAUAAUGUACUUGUGAAUGGCAAAAAAAUGCAGCUUUAUGUCAAACCAAAAAGCAUUUUUUCAAAAUGAACUUUUAAAACCUGCUAGGCUAACAAGUUUUCAAAACCACAAUUUCAGUCCCUUUCAAUCGUCUUCAAGUUUGUCCUUACUUCGUUCCCUGCUUUUGUAUUUGUUGUGUUAAUAAUCCUUGUUUCAAGUUUUGAGCAGUUAUUUUUAUAUUCACUCAGUUUGGUGACGGUUCCUACUGCUUUGAUUUUUUGAUAAUUUUUCUGAGACAUCUCCUUAAAUGUUUGCCCGCAUUGUGAAUAAUCAAAUAACUGUUUAUUUUCCUUGCCAAUAAAAAUUGACAUAGUUUAUGAUAUAUUUAUAGGCACCAAUAACUGCGAAUGAUGAAGAUAAUCAAUAAAAAUCGAAAGAGAAAAAUAAAUGAUUAUAUCAUUUGUUCGACUUUUAUUUUUGUUAGCGACAAUGAAAAGUCACCAGUCGGCCAACUGAACCCCUAAAACUCAGUAAGCAAACAAAUUAAGCGCAAAUAAUUCUAAAGCACGUGCUGCAAGCUGGUCAUUAAGUCAAUAAAAGACAUGUGUUUUGUUUUCCACUCACAUUUCAAGGGUUUGGCGACAGAGGGAAAAGCAGCGAUCCCGAACCACCGUAAUGCGAAUUAUGAUUUUUCAUUUUGAGCAGCUGUUUGAGGAAAGCGUUUGUAACCGCAACAUUAUUCAAGUUCCUCGCUUCACUACUGAGUCAAACAAUCAUUUACAAUCGUAAUGAAAUAAUACUGUUACAUGCAGAUGUUACAAACAAGUUUUGAUGGACCAAUCAGAGGAAAGAAAUUUCGAAAGCAUGGGGGUUGAAAUGAAUAUGGCUCCUGGUGCCAUACGAUUUGUCCUGCCGAGACAUUGUGUUAAGUGAAAUAUUCACCUCUACCGUCGGGCUGAUUGCCAGUUACCAUAUUAUCGCACCAGAAUUAAUCCUGGUUUCAGUCUUAUAAACACUCAGACAAAAGUGGCCUCGCACCGCCGGAGAGCCUACGUGAGAAAGCCCGUGUAGCCAAGAGAGGCGGAUUUUUCCGGGUGGAGUCACAGGGUUGGACGUUUCAAUUCGGUCAGUUUAACAAUGGUAAUUGUUUUCAACUGCUUAUUUCUAAGUAGAUUCAAAAAUAUUCUUGUAAUACACCUGACAACAUUGAUCACUCAUUCCGUGUUAUAUACAUAAACGCAAGUCAAAACAACCAACACGUUUUUGAAGCGAAAACCAACAACAAGAUGCUUACAAAGGAAAGAAGUUUAUAUUUUAGUAAUUAUCAUAUAGAAACUUGCUUUUCUCAGGUAGAAAUUUCAAAACAAAGCGCGGCAUUUAAAUUGUGAAGUAUCUCUCUAAAAUAUUCUAGAGCCAAAGAUCCUUUAUUUCAGCUAUCAGAUAGCUGAUAUUUCAGUAAGAGUUGAUAAUUUAAAUAGAAAAAGGCGAUAUUGUCACAUAACGGGCACCAGCGUAAUAUGCGACAUUGAAGAGACGACAUACUCCAAUGACAAUUAUAAUUGUUUUCACGCUCCCGUAAAAUUUGAUUGACGCCAUGUACAAAACUGAACAGAAUAAAAGAUUAAAAAGCUUUGUUAUAGCACUGAUUUCAAAGUCCGUGUAGAUAUUUUUACUACGGGGGUGUCCGGUUGGGUGAUAGAGUGAAGACAACAACUUAUGGACUUGCAACACGAAAUUUAUGAUACUUGUAAGUUCAUAUCCCGGAAUAAGAAUAGGCAAUCAGCAUAUAAAAAUAUCUUUUUACAUUGGGAUUUUUAAGCCACACGCGCUUUCCAGAAUUAAUUUCACAAUUUCAAAAUGUCCUUCCUCUCGAAAGAAGUCACCCAUUUCUGCUUCUCGGAUCUCAGGUUUUCCAAUCUUUGAUCGAUGGUUUUCCACUACACAUGAUCUAGCUACGUCCAAAGAGUAACUCAGUUUUAUUGAUAUAUUUAAUCUUUCGAAAUGCAAGACAAUAGAAAGUUAUUGAAUAAAAUAUAACAAUUCCUUGUCAAUCGCGAACUAGUUGCUAUGGUAUAUUUAAGGUUGUCGUGCGGAAAAUUCAUGGAACCCUAAAUAAUCAUAAUGUAUUUUCUUGCGUCGACCCGUGCAUAGAACUUUUAAUUAUACCUCGCAAAAUGUUUUGUAGAAAAUAAAACUUCUGUGAUCCAAAAGGCACAUCUUUCCAGCGGAGACCUCAUUUUAUUGAUGAUAUCGGUAGCUAAUUACCUCAUUAGGUCGUUGAUCCUGGUGCUUUCAAUUAAACUGAUUUGUAAUUGCUAUGGAAACUUUCAUUAAGUGCUAGACAACAGAUUUAGCUAAAGACAGUGCGUGACUGUUAAGGAAGCUUGCAUCUCUUUUGAAGGAUACCAAAUAUGCAGUAGUUUUGCUGGUUUUGGAUCCUGGUCAUCGCAUCUUUUAAGCCGCGGAGGCCUGCACGUAUUUCGUCUCAGUCUCCCUUGACUGUGCUAUAACUGAUUAACUUUUUAUCUUGCCAGUGUUUAGCUCGUUUAUUAAAUUAUUUACUAGUGUAUCUCCUUUAAUUUUCUGUGAUUUAGCCUAAAAUCUUGUACUACCGAUGAAAAUCUUCUUUAAAUAAGUCUUAAAAAUUUCGUUGUUGUUUGAAAAACAAGAGAAAGUGCUUUCUUUCAAUUAUGUGGCAUUUCCCGUUCAAGGCAAUGCCAGCAGGGUCAUUUUUUUUUCUUUUUGCUUGAAAGGCGCACGUUCGGGAAGCAGCUCUAGCUCAAAGCGUUGUCUCCACUGGGGUCUACUCAGAGAUUAAUCAAAUUGUCGUUUUUUUAUUCUUUUUUUCUACUCGCACGACUGUGUAAAAUUUUGCGCGAAUUUCGUCAUUACCUUCUCCCAGAAAAACCAGCUUUUUCUUUUGGGUGCUAUACCAGCUUGAAUUAAUGCCUUGACUAGUUGCCUCCUUUCUAAGUGGAUUUUAAAAAAUUUUUAAAAAUGGUUUGGUCAUUUUAAGAUGAAAAAGAGGUCAGUGAGAGGUUGAGGCUACAAAACGGAACAUAAACGAGAGUAACUUUCUUUAAUAUAAAAUAACCCGAGCCAGCUUAGGCUCAACCUUCCGUUUUCUCUACAAAGGCUUCAUCAAUUAAUAAACGUGUUCGUGCAUUUUAACUUCUCUGUUUUGUUUUACACCUUCAUUUGCAUAAAUUAAAACGCAUUUAUAAACGAGACAUCACAUCGGAUCAAGUAGGUCACGAACGCAAUUCUACUCGGCUGCUCCGUUUUCCUCAUCAAACUUGUUUUCGAUUUAACUACAAGGUAACACGCGUUCUUUCCUCUUACUCGAAGCUAGUUAGUUCUACUUUGAUUUAAGUGUAUUUUAGUUUUAAGAGCCAGUAAUUUCGUUUUCUUACAAAAGUUAUCUUUAGAAAGACUUUAAUUGCACGGCACAGGUUGUUGGUCUAUUCGAAGACGGUAGAUAUGCAACCUGGCUCAGUGGUGUGUUCGAUACUUAUCUACUCAACUACUCUAGUUCGUGUUGUUAAAAUUAACAAGGUGUGUUUGCUUGCCCAUACUUUAUCAGUCUCCCAAACUUGCUAGCAAGUUGAACAAAUAGACCUGCCAUUCUUAUCAAGCUGGCCACUUGUCUAGGACAACAAUAUUGAUGCAAACGCUCCUGUUUAAUUUUACAACAAAGACAUUUAGAGGGUGCGAUUUGUUUACUAUACUUAGCACCUUGGGUCUGCUGUUUUGGACGUAAAUAUUUUAAAAAUCUGUCAAUUCCAGUUUGUUGUAAUUUGGUAUAGCUGUUGGCUAAUUGUUGAUACUUCAAAUGAAGUUAAACUUUUCGAGCAUUUUUAAUAACUUGUACAAACAGUCUGAACACCGUUAUAUUUUCGUUUUCAGAAUUCGCCAUGGAUAACACAAGCGAGAGUAAUCCCUCUAGAUGGAAACGGGAACGAGAUGAAGAAGACGAGGAACGAGGUGGAAUGAGAAUGUCGCCAGCAGACACGAAACGACAAAGAACGGAUAAAAUUUCUCUGACUAACGGCGAGGGAAAAGUCAUGUCAACUUCAGAUCAUGGUCGUUACAUGAACAUAUUGACUCGGCUCUUUCCAGAGCAGAAAAGGAACGUUUUGGAGCUAAUUUUAAAGGGAUGCGGAGGUGAUGUGAUUCAGACUAUAGAGACAGUUCUUCCAAGCCACGAAGAAGCACUCGCUAGAGGACAACUACUGGCUGGUGUACCACGUGGUCUGUUCCCAGGACCACCGCCACCUUCUGGCUACUCGGCCUUCUCUCCUCUCUCUCCCACAAUUCCGCACGGUAUACCACUGAGUGCUGUGGAGUAUCACGCCGCUUCCAAGUGCACAAGCGGUCAAUGUCCCGGAUGUGUUUAUUAUCCGGGACCUGGUCCAUUGUCUGCCACAUUAAACCAGCUGAAAGAUCCCACAAAGCGAUCGACCCCGGAUGUGCCUAUUUCUUUUAAACCGACGAUCUCCGAGCACAACCCGAACCCGUUAUCGACAAUUCCGGGGUUGACAAAACUACCACACCUUGAAGACAUGAGGUACAGUCAGAGUAUGCGGUCGGCAACCGCUGCCCUCAUGACCAUGAGCUCAACCGGACGAAUUUUCUCUGGAGACCGUGUGUUACUGAGAAAUGACCGCGACAAAACUUCCCCUCCUCUCUCACCCAAAACAGAAACAGACGAAAAACCUUAA